Messenger RNA from Macrobrachium nipponense, 2600 nucleotides. RefSeq lists its product as uncharacterized. The transcript has 7 exons. The coding region runs from base 205 to 1191 and encodes 328 amino acids. NCBI's taxonomy places the organism in Eukaryota, Metazoa, Arthropoda, Malacostraca, Decapoda, Palaemonidae. The record is from RefSeq and is a predicted model, not a curated record.
UGGAGGUGUUUCAUGGGAGACCAUCUUGUACGCCCUCCACAGCCAUUUCCGUUCGGGGUGUUCCUGUGUCUUGUUGAUUUCAAUGCCGUCGUGCAACAUAUCAGAUGACAAUGAGUGCGUAUAAAUCCUCAAGCCUGGAUCACUUAUAAUAGAUAUAUAAUUGGAGAAAUAUUUUAAAAGCCUCCAUUGUACUCAAGAAUAAAAAUGACCGUCACAAUAACAACAAAAAUGAAGCCUCUGGUGAUGAUCCUCGUCCUGGCAAAUCUCUCUGAACAGAAGUCCAUAAGACGACAGCUGGAAUUCCUCCCUUCCACUUUUCCUUCAGCGCCUACAGAUGAUACGUCAGAAAAACCUGCAACUCGACUACCCAAAGCAGGACAUUCUGGCCGCACGUCUGGAAAUGAUGACCAACAAGAAUCACCCAUCUCGGAAGACGAAGCUCUCCCGUCCCUCUUGGAAAUGUCAGCCAUCAACCAGCUCUUGGAGUUUUUGACCAGAAACGCCACUUCUCUAGACUUCGACUUAGAAGCAGGCGCAGGAGGAGGGCCUUCCCAGGGUCGGGGUUCCUCAGGGGCGGACGCACUGACCACGGGCAACUUGAAGAUCGAUAAAUUACUGGCUAAUUUAGAGGAACCUUCUGAACGUAGCAAGUCGAUCUGGAUGGCGCUUCUCCAAGAUCUUGUGUCCAACGGCUCGCUGACCGAACUUCUAGGGAAUUUCAUUCAAGAGUCCGCUUCCCAGGCCAAGCGGGAAGACCCAUCAUUCCCUGGUCUGGAAGGGCAAGAAGACCUCCUGGAAGAGCAGCAGCAGCAGCAGCAGCAGUCCCCAGAUCAGCCAGGGUCACCUGGCAGCCCCUUGACGCAGAUGGAGGAGUUCAUCCUGGAACCUCACUUGGGUCCUGCCAUCAUGCCCUUCCAGUUACCCGAGGGCUUCUUCGUGUCCUUCAUACCCCGGAGGGCGUUCGGGGUAGUGAACGGCGUGGCCCGUCCUCCCCACGGGCACGGGUCCUUCUACAACUACCGCCCCCCCGGGCUCGUCGAUGUCAUUAACGCCCCGGCCUACGGGUACCACUUCCACGGUUACCGGAGGUUCGAUCCAGAGGCGGGGCCUUUCGAUGAUAGCUACUUCUACGACGAUGAGGAUGAAGAGUUUGCGGUUGAUGAGGAGGGAGAGGGAGCUGUUGAUGAAUAGCGGGUCUAUGGCACUGUUGAUGACUGUAUCGAUAAUAGGGAUAUUCUGAUGAAUGUGCCAGCAAUAAGGGCCUGGUGUUGAAUAGCUAAACUAUGGUACUGUUAAUUACUGUAUCGAUAAUAGGGAUAUUCUGAUGAGUGCGUCAGCUAUAAGUACUUGUUGUUGAAUAGCGGGUAUAUGGUACUGUUGAUGCAUGUGCCAAUGAUAAGGAUCUCCUGAUGAAUGCACACAGCGAGGACUUGUUGAUGAAUAGCUAAGAUAUGGUACUGUUGAUGACUGUGCCAGUAACAUAGAUCUGAUGAAUAUGCCAAUGGUAAGAACUUGUUGAUGAUUACCGGCAAUAAUGACCAGCUGAUGAAUACACCAACGAUGACCUGUUGAUGAGAACUACCAAUAAGAACCCGUUCAUGAGCACUUAACAAAAAUGGUCUUGCUGAUGACCUCAUCAACAUUAAUGACCAGCUAAUGAAUACGUUAGCAAUAUAGACCUGUUGAUGAAUAUCAACAUUAGUGGUCAACUGAUGAAUACCAGUAAUAGGACCUAUUGAUGGAAUGCACCAACAAAAAGGACUUGUUGAUGAAUACAUCUAAAAAAUACGGACUUUUUGAUGAUUUCGUGCUAGACGAACCUCUGAAUAGUGAUUAAAGAUAAACGUUUGUAGUGACUGAUACGCAACCAAGCUAAUAAGAAAUAUCUACGCUUCUCUGACGGAUAUUAAGAGGAGAAAUUUAGUGCAACAAAUAUUGACGGAUGACCUGUCAAAAGUGGAUAUUGAAGGGUGUAGUGUAUAUACAACUACUCGCUUAUGUAUACACGUGCCUCUUUACAAAUUGGCGAAUCAUAUUAAGCAUGAUAAAUAUUUAUUAAGUGUCUGAGGGGCGGGAGGGAAACGUGCAGUGUUUUGUCUGUGAUUAUUGAAUUAAUUGACUUAAAGAGGCUCAGCCAAUGGCCUCUGAGUAAAAAUAUGUAAAAUAAAGUGCUAUGCAUUUAAUCUAAUGAUAAAAUGUGCUCUAUAGAUAUGAAAUUUAUUAACUAACUUACAUUUUUCAGUUUCCCAAGCGUGAGUGUAUAUAAAAAAAAUAAUAAUAAUUUCCUUCGUAGGGCAUUUGAUUACGCUGUGUCUUUAGACUGAACUGGAUAAAUGUCAGCACGUGCUCUUGCUUAGAAAAGCGAGGAAGUUUUUUUUUUCAACGUUCCAAUGAAACUGAAACUGAUAUUCUAUUUAUUAGUAUUUUAUUUAGGGAGAAGGUUGUGUAGAAUGGCAUGAUUAAGCUGCGUUGAUAUCUUGUUAUACUUAAUUUAAUAUUAAAAAAAAAGUGAGACCAGCAUUUGACAUUUACGUUUCGGUGGAUUGUCGAAGAUGAAACAGAAGCCAUCAGUGUUCGAAAUGAUUCAAGAAGCAAUAAAA